Molecule: messenger RNA, 2031 nt
Organism: Triticum turgidum subsp. durum (durum wheat)
Lineage: Eukaryota; Viridiplantae; Streptophyta; Magnoliopsida; Poales; Poaceae
Source: the annotation of a GenBank genome assembly
AUGAUGAACUCUGGUGCAUCCCUCCAUUCUGUUAUUCUGAAAGCAUUCACAAUUUCCUCUACACUUUCAGUUCUUGUAAUAAGCAGUGAAGCAGCAGAUAUUCUGGGACAAGCAGUUUGCCCUUCUUUCUCUUGUGGACAUCUCCAAGACAUCCACUAUCCUUUCCGUUUGCGAGGUGAUCCACCUGGUUGCGGUGUUCAAGAAUACGAGCUAGUUUGUGUUGAUAACCAUGCUAUUAUUCAUAUCAACAGGGGAAGAUACCUCGUGACCAAUAUCUCAUACAGUGAGUCUAUUUUCUCGGUUAUUGAUGUCAAUUUGUACAACAGCAGUUGCCCUAUUCCUAAUAGGGAUCAUCCUUAUGUUUUUGGUAUGAAAUCGGCAAACAUGACCCUGUUCUAUCCGUAUGCACCUACAUGGGCUACCUUUGUGAGUUGUCCACGCAUCAUAAAGGACAAUGUUUUUUACAGGCCCGUUGCUUGCCGGAGUACAAACAGUUCUUUUGUAUAUGUCUUGACUUCAAUGUUCUCUUAUUCUGUUGGAAAUGUUCAGCCUUCAUGUAGAUACUUGGCCAUGACUCCUUUGGGUGGCGUGCGCAUAAAUGCACCAGAUAGUCUUAUAAGUUAUGAUUAUGAACAUGUUGUAAAAUUUAUGAGGACUGGUUUUGCUGUUCAAUUUCCUUUUAAAUUUCAAGACAGCCCCUGGGCAUAUUCUUGGAUCAUCAACACAUGCCUGAAUGAUUCAAUGAGCUACUUCUACAAACAGAUAUCUAGUACAAGCAUCGGAAAUCAGAGUUCUGCAAUUGUCGGUAUCGACAUCCAUUUCUUGAAAUGCCUAAAUGACUAUUCCUACCAGACUAAAUUAUUUUGGGCUGCGGUAGUCAUAAUAUCUGCUAUAAAUAUUAUGAAGUUCAUUAUUGUGCUUGCUAUAUUAUCGAGGCUUGCAUUUGCACCAUUGCUUGUGUUGACCUUCCUUGCCUACAAAUACUGGAAAAUGAAGAUAUCAGUUGAUGCGGUUGAGAAGUUCCUCCAGAUGCAACAAGCCUUUGGCCCAACAAGGUACGCUUACACAGACAUCACCGCAAUCACAAGCCACUUCAGAGAAAAGCUGGGCCAAGGAGGCUAUGGUUCCGUGUACAAAGGUGUUCUCCCUGGUGAUGUCCAUGUUGCCAUUAAAAUGUUGGUCAAUUCCAUGUGCAAUGGAGAAGAAUUCAUUAGUGAGGUGUCCACCAUCGGAAAUAUUCACCAUGUUAAUGUAGUGCGUCUAUUGGGUUUCUGCUCUGAGGAAAUGGGGAGGGCUCUUGUUUAUGAGUACAUGCCUCAUGGAUCGCUUGAUAAGUACAUCUUCUCGUCUGAGAAGAGUCUGUCCUGGGACAAGCUAAAUGCGAUUGCUUUGGGCAUUGCUAGAGGGAUUGAUUAUUUGCAUCGAGGAUGUGAUAUGCAGAUUCUACACUUUGACAUCAAGCCACACAACAUACUUCUUGACAGCAACCUCAUCCCCAAAGUUGCUGAUUUCGGUCUUGCCAAGCUAUACCCAAGGGAUAACAGUUUUGUGCCACUGAGCGCGCUACGCGGAACUGUUGGGUACAUAGCUCCUGAGAUGAUAUCUCGUAGCUUUGGCGUCAUAUCAAGCAAGUCCGACGUUUACAGCUUUGGGAUGCUGCUGCUAGAGAUGGCUGGAGGAAGACGAAAUGCAGAUCCAAAUGCACCGAACUCAAGCCGGGCGUACUAUCCAUCAUGGGUGUAUGAUAGCCUAACUGAACGAGAGGUGGAUGAGAUAUCACCUGCUGCUGACAUGCAUGAGCUAGAGAGGAAGCUGUGCAUUGUUGGACUAUGGUGCAUUCAGAUGAGAUCUCAUGAUCGGCCAACGAUGAGCGAGGCCAUCGAGAUGCUGGAAGGUGGUGUUGAUGACUUGCAAAUGCCAUCGAGGCCAUUCUUCUGUGACGAAGGGCACACCCACGUUGAGGAUUCUUAUCAUUUGUCAUCCGAGUUGACUGCAAUAUCCGAGGAGGAGAGCGAAAAUAUUUAUUUGUGA